This is a messenger RNA of Phragmites australis (common reed), 2174 nucleotides long. RefSeq names its product lysine--tRNA ligase, chloroplastic/mitochondrial-like. The transcript is spliced from 14 exons. The record is from RefSeq and is a predicted model, not a curated record. Gene Ontology annotation, biological process: lysyl-tRNA aminoacylation. Gene Ontology annotation, molecular function: tRNA binding; lysine-tRNA ligase activity; ATP binding. Lineage: Eukaryota; Viridiplantae; Streptophyta; Magnoliopsida; Poales; Poaceae. Bases 193 to 1941 code for a protein of 582 amino acids. Gene Ontology annotation, cellular component: cytoplasm; cytosol; mitochondrion.
UACUCUCUGUGCUGCAGCCGCUAGAAGCUUAGAUCCCUAUCCUCGGCACUGCGUUGGCCGUCCGUUCCGGCGAACAAGCGCCCCCUCUCCCACUGCGGCUAGGCGCCGGCGCAACCAGAUUAGUUUUUGUUUCGCCGUCCGUCCGGUCCGGAGACGCCACGAGACAAACCGACCCAUCCCUCGGCUGUAGUAAUGGAGGCGCUGCGGGUGUGGAGGGCUUCCUCCAAUCUCUUCGGCUUCGGGGCCUCCCGCGCGGCCACAGUUGCCGCUGCCGCGACGCCCCUCUACCUUCACACCUGCCGCCGCAGCCACCUCAGGACCGCCGCCACCGCAAAACCGCCGCCGCAGCCACCUCAGGACCGCCGCCGCCGCAGCGCCUCCUCCUCCACCUCCACAUCCGACCGCGACUCCAUCCGCGCCACCCGCCUCAAAAAGGUUGAGGAGCUAAGAGGGAAGGGUUACGAGCCAUACGCAUACAAGUGGGAUAGGACUCACACGACCAAGGAGCUUCAGGAGGAGUACACCCAUCUCGAGAAUGGCGAGGUCUGUGAAGAGGCGGCCGUGUCCAUUGCCGGGAGGAUUGUUGCCCGAAGGGCAUUCGGAAAGCUCGCGUUCAUGACUAUAAGAGAUGAUACCGGAACUAUUCAGCUUUACUGCGAGAAAUACAGCCUUUCAGAGGACCAAUUUGAGCAACUGAAGGCAUUUAUUGAUAUUGGUGAUAUAUUAGGUGCAAGUGGAUCCAUAAAGAAGACUGACAAAGGGGAACUAUCUGUUUAUGUGAAAAAAUUUGAAAUCCUCACAAAAUCCUUACUCCCACUACCAGACAAGUAUCAUGGCUUAACUGAUGUGGACAAACGUUAUCGUCAAAGGUAUGUUGACAUGAUUGCAAACCCUGAGGUUGCAGAUGUAUUUCGAACUAGAGCAAAGGUUGUUUCUGAAAUCCGCAAGACAAUGGAAUCAUUCUGUUUCAUUGAAGUUGAAACUCCAGUUCUACAGGGAGCAGCAGGUGGUGCUGAAGCAAGACCUUUUAUAACCUACCAUAACUCACUCCAAAGAGAUCUUUACUUGAGGAUUGCAACAGAGCUGCAUUUGAAAAGGAUGUUGGUUGGAGGGUUUGAGAAGGUUUAUGAAAUUGGAAGAAUAUUCCGGAAUGAAGGCAUCUCUACUCGUCAUAAUCCUGAAUUUACCACUAUUGAGAUGUAUGAAGCAUAUUCAGACUAUGAAAGCAUGAUGAAUAUUGCCGAAGAAAUUGUUACUCGAUGUGCUAUGGCUACUCAUGGCAAGCUUAAGAUUGAUUAUCAGGGAACUGAAAUCUCCCUCGAAAGACCAUGGAGGAGGGAGACAAUGCAUUCUCUUGUCAAAGAAGCAACUGGAAUUGACUUCUACAGCUUUGGACAAGAUGUCGAGGCUGCUAAAAAUGCCGCAAGUGGACUGCCAAGGAUCAAAGUAGGAAGCAAUGAAAGUACUUCAUUGCAAGCCUGUUCAUCUGUUGGACAUGUUCUCAAUGAGGUUUUUGAGACUGUUGUUGAAUCUACCCUUAUACAACCAACAUUUGUCCUUGAUUACCCAGUUGAGAUAUCACCAUUGGCAAAACCACAUCGGAGUUAUGCUGGUCUUACUGAGCGGUUCGAACUAUUCGUAUGUGGUCGUGAGAUUGGCAAUGCAUUUUCUGAGCUCACGGACCCAAUUGAUCAGAGGAGCCGUUUUGAAAAUCAAAUAAAACAGCACAAUGCUAAGGAGGUCAAAUCUACUAAAGGUCAAGGAGAUGAGGACGAUUAUUCCUAUGAAGUGUCUUUAGAUGAAGACUUCUUGACUUCAUUAGAAUACGGAAUGCCACCAGCUUCUGGAAUGGGCCUCGGUAUCGACCGGUUAGUAAUGCUUUUGACAAACUCUGCGAGCAUCAGGGAUGUCAUUGCUUUUCCUGUAUUAAAGAUUCAGUAAUAGAGCCUUCAUCGAAGGUAAGAAGAGAAAUUGUUGGUGAAACUGUUGAAGUAAUCCUCGGCAGCCUUCUUUUUGCACUUGUUUACAUCAAGCAGAUUUUACAUUUCUUAAUCUUAUUUGCUGAUAGAUAUGCCCAUUUGAUUACUUGAUAAAUCAAGGUAUACUAUGGCUGAGAGUCCAGCCGAAUAUUUAUUAGCAAAAACAGUUAAUAGAUGUGUGAACACUCAAGGACA